AUGAGGACUAUGGCGGCGCCAUCGGAGGCGGCGGUGGAAGCAUUCAAGCAGGCGCUGGCGACCGCUGCCUCGGUGUCCGCGUACGCCAUGCUUGCGCGCGGCAUGGCGCGGGAGCUCCUCCCCGACGAGUUGCGCGCGGCCGUGCAGUGGGGCGCGGCGUUGGUGCGCUCCCGCUUCGGCGCCCGCGACAAGGAGCGCCACACCAUCAUCAUCCGACACUACGACAACGCCGCGUCCAGCCAGAACAGCUUCUUCGACGCGGCGCGCACGUACAUGGCCACCAAGAUCAACCCGCGCACCAUGUCCCGGCUCUGCCUCGCCCGCUCCCUCAUCACCGAGCCCGACGGGAGCAUCAGCUGGAGCACGCUCCUGUCCAUGGAGGACGGGGGCUCCAUCACAGACCACUUCGACGGCGUUGAGUUCCGGUGGGCGUUCAUGGAGGCUGGCGGCGAUGACGGCAAUAGGGCCAAGGGCGGGGGCGAGACCCUAGAGCUCAGCUUCGACGCGGAGCACGCGGACACCGCUCUCGACAAGUACGUGCCCUUCAUCAGCUCCACGGCGGAGGAGCUGCGACGCCAGGACCGCGCGCUCAAGAUCUUCAUGAACGACUACGGGUCGUGGCAAGGCAUGAACCACCACCACCCGGCCUCCUUCGAAACGCUCGCCAUGGAUCCAGGGCUGAAGCAGGCCGUCCUGGACGACCUCGAUCGCUUCCUCAAGAGGAAAGACUACUACCGGCGGAUCGGAAAGGCUUGGAAACGCGGCUACCUGCUCUACGGCCCCCCUGGCACCGGCAAGUCCAGCCUGGUGGCUGCCAUGGCCAACCACCUUCGUUUCAACCUCUACGACCUCGAUCUCUCCAGUGUGCCCGACAACUCGUACCUGCAGUGGCUUCUCAUCGACAUGUCCAACAAGUCCAUCCUCGUCAUUGAAGAUAUUGACUGCAGUUUCGACACCAUGUCGAGAGAAGACCGCAAGGACCACCCCGACGAGGACGACGGACGAGACAACCAAUCGGGAGAUGAGCGCAAGAUGACACUGUCGGGGCUGCUCAACUUCAUCGACGGGCUGUGGUCGACCAGCGGCGAGGAGCGCAUCAUCAUCUUCACCACCAACUACAAGGAUCGCCUCGAUCCGGCGCUGCUGCGGCCGGGGCGCAUGGACAUGCACGUCUACAUGGGUUACUGCUGCUGGGAGGCAUUCAGGAAGCUGGCCUGGAACUAUCACCUCAUCGACGACCACCCUCGGUUCCCAGGCAUACAGGAAUCACUUGCAGGGGUGGAGGUAACGCCCGCCGAGGUGUCCGAGAUGCUGCUACGGAGCGAGGACGCCGAUGUUGCGCUACGGGUACUUCUGGAAUUCCUCCAAGAACGAAGAGGGGCAAUAAAAGAGUCAGAGGACAAGCAUGAUGCGUAG
Molecule: messenger RNA, 1416 nt
Organism: Triticum aestivum (bread wheat)
Lineage: Eukaryota; Viridiplantae; Streptophyta; Magnoliopsida; Poales; Poaceae
Product: AAA-ATPase At3g50940-like
Exons: 1
Coding region: 1-1416 (471 amino acids)
Molecular function (GO): ATP hydrolysis activity; ATP binding
Source: RefSeq, a predicted model, not a curated record